AUGCAGGAAAAUGUGAGCUCCAGGAUGGACACUCCAACCAAUAUCUCUUUGGUGGGCUCUGGAGAUGCCGUGACAGAGUCCUUGGAGUAUAAGACUGUUUCUGUAUUUCUGGUCCUGCUGGUGUGUGGUGUGGGCAUUGUGGGAAACAUCAUGGUGGUGCUGGUGGUUCUUACCACACGCCACAUGCGAACACCCACCAACUGCUAUUUGGUGAGCCUGGCUGUGGCCGAUCUGAUGGUCCUGGUGGCUGCGGGUCUGCCGAACAUCUCAGAGAGCCUGAUGGCAUCCUGGGUGUACGGGCACGCUGGAUGUCUGGGCAUCACCUACUUUCAGUACCUUGGCAUUAAUGCGUCCUCCUGUUCAAUCACGGCAUUCACUGUGGAGAGAUACAUCGCCAUAUGCCACCCAAUGAGGGCGCAGACCGUGUGUACAGUAUCCCGAGCCAAGCGCAUCAUAGCUGUUGUGUGGGUUUUCACCUGUGUUUACUGUAUGCUCUGGCUCUUCCUGGUGGACAUCCAGGUGAAUCCUGACGGCAGAGUGCAGUGCGGAUACCGUGUCUCUCGAGAUCUUUACCUGCCCAUUUACCUGAUCGACUUCACCAUCUUCUAUGUCAUUCCUUUACUCCUGGCCAUCGCUCUUUAUGGUCUCAUUGCCCGAAUCCUGUACCUGAAUCCUCUGCCGCAUCCGCCGGAUUCGGGUACCGUCAUUGCUCCAACUCUUAGAAGAAGCUGCAAAGAACCGGCUGAUGGAGGGAAAGCAAUUCGUCAGGGACGCCCUAAGAGUGCACUUUCUUCUCGGAAACAGGUCACCAAGAUGUUGGCUGUGGUGGUUGUACUUUUCGCCCUGCUCUGGAUGCCCUACAGGACCCUGGUCCUCAUCAACUCCUUCGUCAGCACGCCAUACCUGGAUUCCUGGUUCAUUCUCUUCUGCAGGACCUGCAUUUACGCUAACAGCGCCAUCAACCCUGUCGUUUACAAUCUGAUGUCCCAGAAGUUUCGCUCGGCCUUCCGCGGACUGUACCGCUGCCGUAGGGAAGAUGUGCACCAACGGACACUCUCAAUGCUCCAGAGCGGAUACAGCCUAGGAAGAGACCCGCGAAUCUGCAGCAACGGCACCAGAGACACUCCUAAGAAAGUCGGUUCAGUCACUCCAGAGCAGAAACAAAACAAGGGCUUUGAGAACAAGGUGGAAAAUACAGACAGGCAGAUUAGUGACGGUGUUGAAAAUGAGAUUAAUCCGAGCAUCAAGAAAAAUGCAUGCUCAAAUUGUGACAUAGAUGAAUCGAAAACCUCAGAGAUGCCUACAGUGGAGGACGUGGACAUGAGCAAGAUUAAUGAUAAUGGGAAAAUAAUGGAGGAAAGCGGUAAUAGUGCUCAGGAUAUUAUCGCUGACAUGAGCAACACACAGCAGACACAACGAGUGUCCGGUGAAUUCACAUCUACUCUGGGGGAAGCAGAACAGAAUGAUGCAGAGCUCAGUCACAGUGUUUUAUAG
Molecule: messenger RNA, 1494 nt
Organism: Danio rerio (zebrafish)
Lineage: Eukaryota; Metazoa; Chordata; Actinopteri; Cypriniformes; Danionidae
Gene: trhr2
Product: thyrotropin releasing hormone receptor 2
Biological process (GO): G protein-coupled receptor signaling pathway; signal transduction
Cellular component (GO): membrane
Molecular function (GO): thyrotropin-releasing hormone receptor activity; G protein-coupled receptor activity
Source: RefSeq, marked provisional